Molecule: messenger RNA, 675 nt
Organism: Cutaneotrichosporon cavernicola
Lineage: Eukaryota; Fungi; Basidiomycota; Tremellomycetes; Trichosporonales; Trichosporonaceae
Exons: 2
Coding region: 1-675 (224 amino acids)
Biological process (GO): protein phosphorylation
Molecular function (GO): ATP binding; protein kinase activity
Source: RefSeq, a predicted model, not a curated record
AUGUCCGCAGCCUUCGACAUCGUCGCCGGCCCCACAUUCCGCCCUGGGAGGCGCGCCGAACUCGAGCGCGGGCGCCCCUACGUCUUUGAGCCGCUCGUUGGACCCCCCACCUCCCCAAACCUCACCCUCCUCACGCUCCGUGGACAGGGGCGGAGCUACGACGUCUAUCACGCUCUCCUGGGCGACAAGCCAGUGGUCGCCAAGAUCUGCGACCCCUGGCUCGCCGCAGGCGAGCACCAGCUGAACGAUGACGACGUCCCGGACCGUCGUGGGGCAAUGGAGCGCGAAGCCCGCCUCUACACCGAGCUCGAGGGGCUGCAGGGAACCGUGGUGCCACGUUUCUACGGGCUGUGGCGGGGAACGUGCCCAUCCAAGUCGGAUUACCGGCCUGACUACGAGUUGCUUGUCUUGGCUGUGGAGGACGUCGGGGAAAGCCUGCAGGCCAAGGUGCGCGACUGGGCGCAGGCCAAGGACUACACAGAAGCGAUCCGUUCUGCCUACGACCAGCUGCACGAUGCUGGCGUUGUUCACAACGACGUCAACCUCUGCAAUAUUAUGGUUUCGGGGCCGCGCCUUUCGCUCGUCGACUUUGAGGGCGCGUUAAGGAAGGGCGACGCCGAGUUCGACACGGCCCUCACGAGCGAGCUGGCCAAGCUGGCUGAGGUUACGGCCUAA